AGCUGGAUUGCUCAUGUUAACUUCGAGCAUAUCAAAAGAUCUACUUCACUUACCAGCUUUUUUCGCAACUAAAUAAUACAUGAAGUGAUAGUGAUGUUGGUAAAGUGAUAUAGUGCAGUGAGGUAGUUUGAUCGUCUUGAAAUUGUACGUUUAGUGUAUCCCGGCUUAAAAACAUUAAAAUAACUAUCCACCACUUGAACUAUAAGUCCUUCUUACGUUCAGAACUCUUCGUCCUCAUAUCUCCUAUGCAUAAGGACGACUGCUGACUUCCACCACGCCAGGCGAAUAUCGACUCCAAAGCUAAGCCUGAAUAUAUGCACAUGGAAAGACGAAACUUCCUACUACCAGCACUGUAUAACGACCAUCUUUACCUGAACUCACGGAGACAUGUUAAAAAACGGGGUUCUCAAACUACUGUUAGAGACGCAGCAACCACCACACCGCUGUUGAUGUGUGGCUCUCAACACUGAACGAUUGACUAAUAGAUCUGGAGCUAUGAACUGGUCGAAUCAGUGAGAUUUUCCCAAUAAGACAUUGGUGACUUUAAUUAAGGAAGAAAAUGUGAACAAAGAAGAAACACUGCCAUUGAAACUAGAACUAUCGAUAAUCAAAAUGAAGGAGUUUGGCGAUAAAUACAACCUAUUGAAAAGGCGCGUUGAUCAACAACAGGACUUUUCCCGUCGCAAUAAGAUCCGCAUCGAGGGCGUCGAGGAGACAGCGGAGAUGACGCAGGAGAAAGUUCAGCACCUUCUGCGUGACACCCUAGAGAUAAGAGAGGUGCAGCUGGAACGGACAUAUCGGAUCGGGAAUCCUAUUCGUCGGGCAGAGCAGUCUCGACCUCGAACCACCAUUGCCCGAGUCUCUCAUUUUGCCUGGUGAGAACAACCUUUACGUAAUUCCCCGAAGUAAGAGAAUACGCCACUUUCAUAAACGAAGAUUUGCACGAGGCAGUUGUGGACUGCACAAUGAUAGAGGCGAAGAGAGCACAAGUAACAGAAAAAAAUGCCUUUUUCUGAGGCACGCGACAACAGCAAGGUUGAGGAUGAGAAUUCCCCUCCUGCCUUGGGCGGAUGCGUGGGCGGCUGCCUGGGCAGUUGCGUUGGCGGGUGCAGCGGAGGCGACAGCAGUGACCUCGACCUCGGCGACGACCUCUCCGAUGACACGCGAGACUCGACCUCCGACGACGACCACGGCGACGACCCUUCCGGCGGCGCGAACCUCUCCGGCGGGAACCAGAGCCGCCGCUUCCUCACUUGGCGCCGGUCGCAAGCUUCCACGUGCGACGGCAACGAAGCGAGCGAGGGCGGUGUGGUUCUCGAGGUGGGCCUUGGAGAGGUGACCGAAGAGCGAGGCGUCGUGGGUCAUCACCGCAACAUCAGGAAAGUCUUCACCAACACGCGGGAGCGCUGGCGGCAGCAGAACGUGAGCGGAGCCUUCGCCGAGCUGCGCCGCCUCGUGCCCACGCAUCCGCCCGACAAGAAGCUCUCGAAGAACGAGAUCCUCAGACUCGCUAUAAAAUACAUCAAUCUCCUCAAUUCUGUCCUCGAAUGGCAGCGACGGCAGGAUGACUCGUUUUAUCCCACUCACGACCAAGACAAUUGUAACAACAACAACAGUAGUAGCAACAACAAUAACAGGCGAAACGGGACUGUGCUGAGCAGCGGGAACGGCCAGCGCGGGUCUCCCCUCUCCCCGCGCGAGACCUGCAUCAGCAUCGACACUUCCCUUCGCUUCCGCCACCACCUUCAUCGGUCUUCCUCCCCGCAGUCGCCGGAGUCGCCGCCACCGACGUCAUCCACCUCCUCAUCCUCAUCCUCUCCUUCCCCUUUAUCUUACUCCUCCCCCUCUGUGGCGCUCCCCCGCCCCUCGCCCAUCCCCAUCACGCAUUACUCCAUCCCUUCGUCUACCGCCACACUCACUUCCCCGGCCACAUCCCCGCGGCCGCACGCCUCUUCCACGACUUCGAGGGUCAUCUCUCCGCCUCCCGAAGAAGGGUCGCAGAGCACGGCGGCGCGGUUUCACCCGUACGUGCUGGCGGUGCGGGUGCGUCCGGGCCUCACGCUCCUGCACCCUCAGGCCAAGUGAAGCAAGGAGGAAUCUCCGCUUUUACCGAAUGUUAUUACUCUACGUAUCUGAAACUGCCAGUAUAUAUCAUCAUUUACGUUCAUAUGUAAAUAUAUUGAUGCCCAUAAAAACAGUCAAUUAAAAAAAAGAUAAUAAAAAAAUAACGAUAUUCCAUAGAGUAGCAUUAUGACUGCAGAGUAAACGUAAUACCAAGUUUUAGCUCUGGUUGUGAUGACGAAAAAAAAAAAAUCAUCACAGCUGUUCACAUACUGUAUAACCAAUGAGUUGUGAAGUUUCUUGUGAUAACCGGAAUAUUAUUAUUGUUAAUUGUAACCUCCUUAUCUACUCUCGAUAUGAGUGAUAUGUGUACAUCGAUACUUCUUUCCACGUGAGUAGUUUAUGCAUGUAAACGGAGGUGGAUGGAUGUUGUAGGUGAAUGUUCUGUCUUAAUAAUUAUUGUGGUCAGUCGUCUGUGUUAUAAACCUGUAUACCAAAGUUUA
Molecule: messenger RNA, 2564 nt
Organism: Penaeus monodon (black tiger shrimp)
Lineage: Eukaryota; Metazoa; Arthropoda; Malacostraca; Decapoda; Penaeidae
Gene: HLH3B
Product: protein atonal homolog 1-like
Exons: 3
Coding region: 1003-2085 (360 amino acids)
Biological process (GO): regulation of transcription by RNA polymerase II
Molecular function (GO): protein dimerization activity; DNA-binding transcription factor activity, RNA polymerase II-specific; RNA polymerase II cis-regulatory region sequence-specific DNA binding
Source: RefSeq, a predicted model, not a curated record